This is a messenger RNA of Thunnus maccoyii (southern bluefin tuna), 7184 nucleotides long. It is a transcript of the gene stxbp5l, whose product is annotated as syntaxin binding protein 5L. Gene Ontology annotation, molecular function: GTPase activator activity; syntaxin binding; myosin II binding. Gene Ontology annotation, biological process: regulation of protein secretion; regulation of exocytosis. NCBI's taxonomy places the organism in Eukaryota, Metazoa, Chordata, Actinopteri, Scombriformes, Scombridae. Gene Ontology annotation, cellular component: plasma membrane; cytoplasm; SNARE complex. The transcript has 27 exons. The coding region runs from base 777 to 4307 and encodes 1176 amino acids. The record is from RefSeq and is a predicted model, not a curated record.
CAGGGAACAGACGCUGAAACAAAGCUGGAAGAUAUAAAAAGCGACUCACAUCCAUCCGUAGAUUAACCUCCAGUUCACACCGUCAAGCCAACAGCAUCUGUUUUUUCCCGCCUUCAUCUCCUCGAUGUUUGAGUUGUCUCGUUUUCCGGCCUCAAACCGCGUUUAACUGCAUUGCCUCUGCGUCUCCAGUCUGUUUCCCCCUCCUUCUCUUCCUGUUACUGGUAAUCACAGUGCUGUGAAAGUGCUUUUUUGGGGGGGAAGUGGAUUGACCUGCUCGAAGUUCUUUUGAUAUUUUUUUUUUACCCCACUUCUGUGUGUUUUAACAUCGCUGCUCGGCCCCUGAUUAUGUUUAGGUUUGUUUUUUUUCUCCAAGCCCGGGACUGGAUGUUACUUUAGGAUGCAAAAGCAAGAUGAAGUUGAGUAGUUUCUGUAGCCGUCGGUGCUCUGAUAUGAGAUAGGCGACCUGCAUCUGCAACAUUGACUGUAAUCCUCAGGUCAGAGUGGCUCAGACGCAUUCAUUUUUGUGGACAACAGUCAGAGUGCAAGAUGAGGUGCCUCUGUGACUUUUUAAAUUGCACUUAAGAAAGAGAAAGAGAGAGUGGGUUGUAUAGCCUGCUUCUGCUGCAUGAACAGACGAUUUAUUUCUUUAGCUGCCUAAACGAGUUGGGUUCUUGUAUCUGAGAGGAGACUGGGAACUCUGGGAAAAGAAGAGCGCAGAGUGGUCCUCUCUUCCUCUCUAUCCCUAACCUUAAAAUAUACAAACGCACGAUAAAAAAAUGAAGAAGUUUCGGAAGGUGUUGGACGGUUUGACCACCUCCUCUCCGGGAGGGACUAUCGGAUCUCCAUCGUGCGGGAGCGCGGCCGGGACUCCCACCGCGGCGCCAACUCCCAAAGAAAUCGACGUCCAAGAGACGCUAGUGUCGGAAAACUUUCAGCUGUGUAAGACUGUUCGUCAUGGUUUCCCUUACCAGCCCACUGCUUUGGCCUUUGACCCUGUGCAGAAGCUCCUGGCCGUUGGCUCCAGAUCAGGCGGCGUACGGAUACUGGGACGACCCGGGGUGGACUGCUUCUGUCAGCAUGAGAGCGGAGCAGCUGUUCUUCAACUGCAGUUCCUCAUCAAUGAGGGGGCGUUGGUCACAGCCUGCGCGGAUGACACGCUACACUUGUGGAAUCUCCGUCAGAGGCGGCCAGCUAUCCUGCAUUCACUCAAAUUCAACAGAGAGAGGAUCACGUUUUGCCACCUUCCCUUUCAGAGUAAAUGGCUGUACGUGGGGACGGAGCGCGGAAACACACACAUCGUCAACAUCGAGUCCUUCAUAUUGUCGGGAUAUGUCAUCAUGUGGAAUAAGGCCAUUGAACUAUCAACUAAAACUCAUCCAGGACCUGUGGUUCAUUUGAGCGACAGCCCGAAGGAUGAAGGCAAGCUGCUUAUCGGGUUCGAGAGUGGGACGAUUGUACAGUGGGACCUCAGGGUCAAGAAAGCCGACUUCAGAAUCUACUACGAUGAGGCCAUCCAUUCAGUCGGCUGGCAUCAUGAAGGGAAGCAGUUCAUGUGCAGUCACUCAGACGGCAGCCUGACCCUUUGGAACCUCAGAAACACCACCAAGCCAUUCCAGGUCACCUUUCCUCACGGAAAGAUACAGAAGGAUGGGAGGAAGGAGUCGUGUAAACCGAUUCUCAAAGUUGAGUACAAGACCUCAAGGAGCAGCGAGCCUUUUGUCAUCUUCUCUGGGGGUCUUUCUUACGACAAGGCAGGACGGCGGCCAACAUUAACCAUUAUGCACGGCAAGGCCAUCACUGUGCUGGAGAUGGACUAUCCUAUAGUAGAGUUCAUGGCCCUCUGUGAGACUCCUUACAACAACGAGGUCCAGGAGCCGUAUGCUGUGGUGGUACUUUUGGAGAAGGACUUAAUUGUGGUGGAUCUGACACAGAGCAACUUCCCUGUCUUUGAGAAUCCUUACCCCAUGGACAUCCAUGAGUCCCCAGUUACCUGCACAGCCUAUUUUGCAGAAUGUCCUCCCGACAUUAUCCCCAUCCUGUACUCCAUAGGAGCUAAACACAAGAAGACCGGCUACAGCCAAAAGGAGUGGCCCAUUGGUGGAGGAACGUGGACGUUAGGCUCCCACACCUACCCAGAGAUCAUCAUCACAGGACAUGCUGACGGAUCAAUUAAGUUUUGGGAUGCAUCUGCAAUCACACUACAGAUGUUGUACAAGUUGAAGACCUCCAAGGUGUUUGAAAAGCCAAAGCCAGGUGAGGGCCGGGCUGCUGAAUUGGUGGAGGAAGACCCCUUCGCUGUUCAGAUGGUCAGCUGGUGCCCCCAGAGUCGCAUCUUUUGUGUAGUUGGCAUCUCAGCCCACAUCAUCCUGUAUCGCUUCAGCAAAUGCGACGCCAACACUCAGAUAGUGUCACUAGAGGUGCAUCUGCAGUGUGAGUCAGAGGACGUCAUCUCUCCAUCAGAGAAUGAAAAUAAUCCCUGCUUCUCAGAGCCCGGCUCUCACUCACCCCAACCCCACCACCAACACCCAGCAAGCCCUGGCAGCGGGACAUUGGAGGGUAUCAAAGACAGUAUCCCCUGCCUCAAGGUGAAGGACCGGGUGGUUCGGGUCCCACCUGGCUACCAGGCAGAGCUGGUGAUCCAGUUGCUGUGGACAGAUGGAGAACCUCCACAACAGAUCACCAGCUUGGACAUCAACUCUGCUUAUGGCCUUUUGGCAUUUGGGAACUGUAAUGGCCUAGCGGUGGUGGACUACUUGCAGAAAACCAUCCUGUUGUGUAUGUCGACCCUGGAUCUAUACGGAACCGCCGAUCCCUACCAGCGCCUUACCCGCUCCCCCCGCAGGAACAGACAGUCCACCUCAGGCCUUACUGAACUCUCUGACAACCAGCAGUCUAUUGACAUGGAGAGAAGCAAGUCGCCCACCUCAGUAAAGGGACCCGGCAGAAAGUUAAGUCUGCCAACAGAUCUUAAGACUGAUCUUGAUCAUGUCAAUGGACAUUGCACUAGCCCCACCUCCCAGCCCUGCUCGGCGGGGAAGCCUCGCAUCCCGAUGGGUCCGGAGGGGUCACGGCUUACCCGCAGAGGCCCUGGCCGACCGCCCUUCCGCAAGGCCCAGUCUGCUGCUUGCAUGGAGAUCUCUUUGCCUGUGUCCCACACUGAAGAGAGUCGUGAAAACUCCUUCAGCCGCUCGCGCAGUUCCAGUGUGUCCAGCAUCGAUCGGGACACCAAAGAGGCAAUCACCACACUGCAGUUCGGAGAGUCCUAUGGGCGAAAGAGUGACGCCUUGCCCACCCCGUGUCUGUGGGUAGGCACCAGUCUAGGCGUGGUCCUACUCAUCCCAAUGUCCAUUCCCACCGACCAGGAGGAGAGGAUGGAGGAAUCUGUCACCAUUGGCCCCAGUGGAAUGGUCUUGAUGCUGAAAGGCUCCGUGUUGCGCUUUGGCUUCUUGGACUGCAUGGGAGCACACAUUCAAAGCCCCUAUGAGGUUUGGAGAGACCUCAACGCCCCCGAGGACCCUGAUCGACCACGGAGGCGCAAGCUGGUAAAUUUUUCACCAUCAUCCUCCCAGGAUGCCUGCGGAGAGGGACAUCUGGCUGUAGUGUGCUCUGAGAGACAGGCCAAAGUAUUCUUGAUGCCCUCGCAGUCUUGCCUCUUUGUCCACAACAUCACCGAAUCAUCCUUUGUACUGCGAGCCGACGUGGUAUCUGUUUGUAACAGCGUGUGCCUGGCCUGCUUCUGUGCUAACGGACACGUCAUGACGCUCAGUUUGCCCAGUCUAAGACCGCUGAUGGAUGUCAAUUACCUGCCUCUGACAGACAUGCGCAUUGCAAGAACCUUUUGCUUCACCAACGGGGGGCAGGCGCUGUAUCUCAGCUCCCCGACAGAGAUCCAGAGAAUUACAUACAGCCAGGAGAUGUGUGACAACCUGCAGGAAAUGUUGGGAGAGCUGUUUACACCAAUAGAAACGCCAGAAGCCCAGAACAGAGGCUUUCUAAAGGGCUUCUUUGGAGGAAAUGCCCAUACAUUCGACAGAGAGGAGCUCUUUGGUGAGGCAGCAGCUGGAAAGGCUUCUCGGAGUCUGGCCCAGCACAUUCCUGGGCAGGCGGGGUUGGAGGGCAUGAAGGUUGCAGCUAGCGGAGCCGUGGGUGAUCUGGCUCGGGCUCGCAUUGCUCUGGAUGAGAGAGGCCAGAGACUGGGAGAGCUGGAAGAACGCACCGCCCUAAUGAUGACCAGUGCAGAAACCUUCUCCAAACAUGCUCAUGAGCUGAUGUUAAAGUGCAAGGACAAGAAGUGGUACCAGUUCUAAAAGCAGGACAGACGGUUGAGACUGCCCUUGGACCGCUGGGAGCUUUAUGCCAGGAUGGGGACUUUCACUCUGCAGAUGAGACAGAAAGAAAGACUCAAGAGUGACUUUGUCUUUGCUGCUUCUGAACUGGCUAUACGUACGGCACUGUCACACUGUUGAUGGACAAGGACAGGUUCCUUGUCUAGAUAUGUGAUGAGAAGGACAGAGAGAGGAUGGCAGCACCUGACGAGCUGAAGAUGGAACCGGAGAUAACCGACAAGUCUGUCUGUGUGUGGGUGGGUGUGUGUGCGUGCGUGCGUGCGUGCAGGUGUGCGUGCGAGUACGUGUGUGUGGUUGGGUUUUAUGGACCUCACUGUGUAGAUACUCAAAAGUUAAGAAACCAACAUGAAAUGCAUGAAACUAAAAUGGAUGACUAUUAAAAAUAUCCAACUGCCAUAUUAAAAAGCAGCAUGCUACUUUAACAGGAGAUACAAAAAUAAAAAGUUUUAUUUAAUGAUAUAAGCCAACAACAGAAACUAUGAAAAACUUUAUAUUUUUUGAAAUAUUGACAAAAAACUAUAUAUAAAAAGGGAAAUGUAUACCUGCAUUGCUAUUAAGCCAAAACUUGUGUUCCUUUCCCUUUUUUAUUUUCUUUUUUUUUUGGUUUGUUAAAAUGUUUUUCUUAGUCUCAGCAAAUAUUACUUGACACAGUAUAAAUGCACAUAGUUAGCUUUCUCUACACACACUAAAAAUAAUGCUACUGUAAAACUAUGUUCUUACCAUUUACUCUGGGCUGCACAGUGCAAACACAGAUCAGUAGUAUUUACACUUAACUCUGCACAGUCUAAUCACUCUGAUUUAAUUUCACUUUUCGGCUGCUGCUACUUACAAAAGUGUUAAAUGAUGUGGAAUAUUUCACUCCCCAACCAGAAUUGUAUAAAAAACAGAGAACAGAUAAGCGUGAGACGUAUGCAAAGGCUUAAAAGAGUUAAAAAUGUAUUCUGGACACAGUGUGUUUAUAAACCUAUGUACUAUUCACGUGCCAUAAAAAACAAGAUGAGUGAAUCCACUCACUGUAAACUAACUAACAAAGAGCUAAUAUGUGGUAGUCAGAUGAGACAUAGACCUUGGAGUUGGCCACAGAGGGCAUUUUUCAAAAGUCAAAUAAGUCUGUUUUCUUUUAAAGACAAAAAAAAAAUACAUGAGGGUGUUUUUUAUUUAUUUUUUUGUUCUUGCUGGUUCACCAUUUCAGUCUUUAGCUGCCUUUGUCAAAUGUACAAGUUCAGUGAGCCAUUAGGUUGUGUGUAUGUGUGUGUGUGUGCGUGUAAGAGAGCAAGAGUGCCAUACAUGUUUAAAACAACACACUCUUUCUCUGCCAAAGCAAUCAGAAAUGAAUGACACGCUCCCAUCUCUCUCCACCUCCGUCUUUUAAAAGUCGUGAUUUGCGCGUUUUCAGCGUUUUCGAUAAAAAAAACCCGGACGGCCCUCUUUUCAUAAUCACAAACACUUUGUUUGUUUUAGUGAUCGUCGCUGUCUGUGUGAUGGCAGUACAAAGAGGAGUUGGCAUCACGUCCAUUUAAUCGCUACCAACUCCCUCGUGAGUCGUUUAUCAGUCAAUGGUUCAGGAGAAGUUUUUUUUUUUUUUUUUUCCCAGUAAUGUUCAGAUGUGAGUCAGUGAAGAAACUAUGUACAUGUGUAAAACAUUUGCAACAAUUUCAACUGAAGGCAAAUAUGUUACUUUUUUGGUUCAAUAUUGUUCUUGAUGACUAUGAUAUCCUCUUGUCGCAGUCCUAUAUUUGAUGGUGAUGGCCUCUCAAAGGAAGGCUCUUGUAUGUUAAAAACAACAAAUGUUUCAUGAUACAUGGUUGUGUAUCAUAUCGUGAUUGUGUUGUACAUGUCAAUGGGUAGCCACAUGACGCGGGCAAACAGCAUUAACUGAGGAGGAUAUCUUGUACUUGUGUAUUUGUCUGUAGUUUGAAUUGAUCUGAAAAACCAAACAGAGGAUUAUUGAUAUCAAUCUCUCACACAUCAGGCCUUUAUGCACACAAGCGUCGACACAUAUUAAGCAUUCUAGCCUUGAUCGUGUUGUCGUCAUUCUCACGUAAAAAUAUGCACAGCGACAUAUACACUCAAAGCCUAAAAAAAUAAGAAACACAGACACAAGUGAGUCUCUCUGCAUUGCUAGUCAUUUCUGCCUGCUUCCUGCCAGGCUGCUGAGACAUUCCUUAGGCUUAAAUGGCCUUCAAAACCAUUUGUUUGUCACCAAACCUAAGUCACCUGAAAUCCAAAAGCUGAGCCACAUGGAUUUUAGGAAUUACACGUUAUUUGACUCAAUGAGGUGUCUUAAACUUGACAAUAAAAAAAAAAAAAUCAAUUUCUCUCCUAUCUCUGUACCGUCAAUGAGAUUUGUGUUCAGUGCAGUUCUUUCAGUUGCAGAGAAAACUAACAAAAACAGAAAAUUGAAAAAAAAAAAAUCAGACUUCUAAUGACAGGGUGUUUUGUUAGUAUGUUUUUGGUUUGUAUGUUUUUGGUUUUUAUAUUAACUGUACAGUUCAAUCUUGGGAGAAAGGUGAAACAAAAAAAAAAAAAUGAUAAAAGAUAAAGACAUUCUUGGGAUAUUUUUCUCUGUAUAUGUUGUACCUGUUACUGCUGGUACUGUAUCUGGUAUUCUGGCUCUGUCUAAAUCACUGGAACUCUGUAGUUCUUCGCACUGUAGUAUCCUGAAAAAUCAUUUCUCUGGUUUUCUCAAUGAUGGCAGCAAAGUUUGUCUUAUUUAAAUGGAUUCUACCACUUUUUGUUCCUAUUGAUAUUAUACUAGUGUAAUAGAAAUUACUUGACAAAAAAGAAAUGAAAAUAUGUUGAUGCAAAAGCAAACUGAAAUAAACAUUGAUUGAUGUA